Messenger RNA from Pelobates fuscus (common spadefoot toad), 5097 nucleotides. RefSeq names its product NPC intracellular cholesterol transporter 1 (gene NPC1). Gene Ontology annotation, biological process: intestinal cholesterol absorption; cholesterol homeostasis. Gene Ontology annotation, cellular component: plasma membrane. The record is from RefSeq and is a predicted model, not a curated record. Lineage: Eukaryota; Metazoa; Chordata; Amphibia; Anura; Pelobatidae. The transcript has 25 exons. Bases 419 to 4237 code for a protein of 1272 amino acids. Gene Ontology annotation, molecular function: cholesterol binding; lipid carrier activity.
GCUGGAGUCAUCAGCCGGUGACAGAAGGAGACAAACUCAUAGAGGAGGGAGCGGCUCUCACUCUCUGUGACUCCUAGCUCUCAGAACCUUGCGAUAUACUCUACUAGCUCUCAGAACCUUGCGAUAUACUCUACCAGCUCUCAGAACCCGGUGAUAUACUCUACCAGCUCUCAGAACCCGGUGAUAUACUCUACCAGCUCUCAGAACCCGGUGAUAUACUCUACCAGCUCUCAGAACCCGGUGAUAUACUCUACCAGCUCUCAGAACCCGGUGAUAUACUCUACCAGCUCUCAGAACCCGGUGAUAUACUCUACCAGCUCUCAGAACCCGGUGAUAUACUCUACCAGCUCUCAGAACCCGGUGAUAUACUCUACCAGCUCUCAGAACCCGCAUAUAUAUUUCAGCUCCUGGACGCAGGAUGACUGUCGGCAGGAAGCUAUUUCAUUUUCUUGUUUUACUGCUGCUCACUGAGAAGGUGUCUUCCCAGCACUGUGUAUGGUACGGAGAAUGUGGGAAAACAGAAACUGGCCAACGGUAUAACUGUGCGUAUUCUGGGCCCCCUAAACCACUGCCUGAGGAAGGUCACACAUUGCUACAGCAACUUUGUCCAUCGCUGUACUAUGGCAAUGUGAGUGUUUGCUGUGAUGUUGAUCAGCUCAACACACUGAACAGCAACUUGCAGAUUCCAUUGCAGUUCCUAUCCAGAUGUCCUUCAUGCUUCUUUAAUUUAAUGACCUUGUUCUGUGAGCUGACCUGCAGCCCUCGACAGUCAGAGUUUCUGAAUGUUACAGAAACCUCUCCCCUCGAUGGACCUGAAAGCAUCACAGCCAUGGAGUAUUACAUCGGAAAUCGAUUUGCAAAUGCCAUGUACAAUGCAUGCCAAGAUGUAGAAGCUCCAUCAAGUAAUGUCAAAGCUCUGAGUCUGAUGUGUGGAAAGGAUAUUAAGGACUGCAAUGCCACCAACUGGAUUGAGUACAUGUUUGACAAGGACAAUGAACAAAUUCCAUUUACCAUCACCCCGAUCUUCUCAGAUUUGCCGUAUCUUGAAAAGAUUCCCAUGAACAAUGCCACCAAAGGAUGCAAUGAGUCUGUGGAUGAAGUUGGUGCUCCUUGCAGUUGCCAGGACUGCACUCUUGUGUGUGGCAACACACCAAAGCCCCCUCCACCACCUGUACCUUGGCUUAUUUGGGGUUUGGAUGCUAUGGCUGUCAUCAUGUGGAUCGUUUACGUGGUUUUCUUGCUUCUCUUCUCUGCAAUCGCCAUUGCCUCUUGGUGUUAUAGGAAAAAGAACAUAGUAUCAGAAUAUGCACCAAUUGAUAGUACAUUAGCAUACUCUGUAAACUCUACACCAAUUUCAGGUGACCCAUCAUGCUGUGAUUCAGCUGGUGAAAGACUUGAGAACUGCCUGAGAAUUGCCUUUACAAAAUGGGGCUCAUUCUGUGUACGGAGACCGUUUGUUGUUAUAUUCUUUUCUCUGGUUGCCAUUGCUGCUUGUGCUUCUGGACUCCGAUUCAUAACCAUAACUACAGACCCGGUGGACCUCUGGUCCGAUCCACACAGUCAGGCUCGCCAAGAGAAAAAAUACUUUGACACCCAUUUUGGGCCAUUCUUUCGCACAGAGCAGCUGAUCAUCACUGCCCCCAACAGCUCAGUUCAUACCUAUACACCGAUCCCAGUGGGCAGGGUUGUACCCUUUGGACCACCCCUAGCCUUUGACAUUUUGGCUCAGGUCCUUGAGCUACAGAACGCCAUAGAAAACAUAUCUGCUGCAUACAAUAAUGAGACCGUGAUGCUGAAAGACAUCUGCCUGACUCCUUUGGCACCGUAUAACCGCAACUGCACCAUUCUCAGUGUGCUGAAUUAUUUCCAGAACAGUUACUCUGUGUUAAACCAUUCAAUCAGUAACCUCUUCUAUGUGGUCGCAGAUUACCACACUCACUUCCUAUACUGUGUGCAGUCCCCAGCCUCUCUGAAUGACACAACAAUUCUGCAUGACCCUUGCCUGGGUACAUUUGGGGGACCCAUCUUUCCAUGGCUGGUACUAGGGGGCUACGAUGGAGAGAAUUAUAACAAUGCAACAGCUCUUGUGAUUACCUUUCCUGUGAACAAUUUCCACAAUGAUACAGAAAAACUAAACAAAGCGAAGGCCUGGGAACAAGAAUUUAUCCGGUUUGUGAAAAGUUAUAAUAAUUCUAAUUUAUCGAUUUCGUUCUCUGCGGAGAGGAGCAUUGAAGACGAGAUAAAUCGGGAAAGCUACAGCGAUGUUUCCAUUGUGCUAAUCAGCUAUGGCUUAAUGUUUGCUUACAUCUCCUUGGCAUUGGGAAACGUCGGCCAAUGCCGUAGUGUCCUGGUGGACUGCAAGGUGUCUCUGGGUAUUGCGGGCAUUCUGAUUGUGCUCAGUUCUGUAGCGUGCUCCUUGGGAAUCUUCAGCUACGCCGGCAUUCCACUCACGCUCAUUGUUAUCGAGGUUAUACCAUUUUUAGUUCUUGCCGUAGGAGUGGACAACAUCUAUAUCAUCGUACAAACUUUGCAGAGAGAUGAACGCCAGCAGGGGGAAACCCUUGAUCAGCAGAUUGGCAGAGUCCUGGGGUCUGUUGCUCCCAGCAUAUUCCUAUCGUCUUUCUCAGAAACUGUUGCAUUUUUCCUAGGAGCACUGUCUACUAUGCCAGCAGUGCGCACAUUUUCCCUUUUUGCCGGAAUGGCCGUGUUCCUGGAUUUCCUCCUUCAGAUCACCUGCUUCGUGAGCCUCCUCGGUUUGGACAUCAGACGCCAAGAGAAAAACCGAUUGGAUAUCCUUUGCUGCGUCCCAGGAUGUAAACGCGAUCGUGGGGCUAAAAAAUCUGAAAGCUGGGUGUUCCUGUUUUUCAAAAAGCUUUUCUCUCCGCUGUUAAUGAAGGACUGGGUACGACCGAUUGUGAUAUCUGUGUUUGUGGGAAUCCUAUCAUUCAGCAUUGCUGUGACGAAUAAAGUAGAGAUCGGUUUGGAUCAAGCUCUGUCAAUGCCUGAUGACUCCUACAUGUUGACAUACUUUCACUCUCUCAAUAAGUUCCUGCACACUGGCCCUCCUAUGUACUUUGUGGUCGAGGAAGGACAUAAUUACACUUCUAAAGAAGGACAGGACAUGGUGUGUGGCGGCGCAGGAUGCAAUAACAAUUCAAUGGUGCAGCAGAUCUACAAUGCAGCACUGAUGAGUAACUACACCAGGAUCGGGUAUUCACCAUCCUCUUGGCUUGAUGACUACUUUGAUUGGGUAAAGCCUCAGUCUUCCUGCUGCCGAGUCUAUAAUGAGACCGAGAAGUUCUGCAAUGCUUCAAUUGUGGAUCCAGCUUGUGUACGUUGCCGCCCUUAUACUCAAGAAGGAAAGCAGAAGCCGGUCGGGGAAGAGUUUAUGAAAUUCCUUCCUAUGUUCCUGUCUGAUAACCCGAACCUCAAAUGUGGGAAAGGUGGCCAUGCCGCAUACAGCACUGCAGUUGACCUCUUGAACAAUAACACCCAAGUCGGGGCCACCUACUUCAUGACUUACCACACCAUUCUGAAAACCUCUACAGAUUUCAUUGAUGCCUUGAGGCAAGCUCGUGUCAUGGCCAAAAACAUCACUGAUAACAUGGACAUACCUGGGAAGAAUUAUCACGUAUUUGCUUACAGUAUUUUCUACGUAUUUUAUGAGCAGUAUUUAACCAUCGUGAAUGAUACCAUCUUCAACCUGUGUGUAUCUCUGGCUGCCAUAUUCUUUGUGGCUGUAAUAUUGCUGGGCUUCGAGCUCUGGUCAGCAUUUCUGAUGAGCCUCACAAUCGCCAUGAUUCUUGUCAAUAUGUUUGGAGUCAUGUGGCUUUGGGACAUCAGCUUGAAUGCAGUAUCACUUGUCAAUUUGGUUAUGUGCUGCGGUAUUUCUGUGGAAUUUUGCAGUCAUAUAACCAGAGCGUUCUCCGUCAGCACAAAGGGCAGCCGUGUUCAGCGAGCGCAGGAUGCUUUAGCCCAUAUGGGCAGUUCGGUUUACAGUGGAAUCACAUUGACCAAGUUUGUUGGCAUUGGCGUGUUGGCUUUCUCGAAGUCUCAGAUAUUUAAAGUGUUCUACUUCAGAAUGUAUCUAUCGAUGGUGCUGCUGGGGGCUGCUCAUGGCUUAAUAUUUCUACCUGUUCUUCUAAGUUACUUAGGACCGAAAGUAAAUAAAGCCAAGGCUCAAGCUGCAUUGGAAAGACUGCGAGGCACAGAACAAGAGAGACUUUUAAACCACUAACUUAACUUCCUGCAUCACCCAUGACCCAAAUGCUUGAGGACGACGUGCAAGAGCUGGGAGAGGUGCUGCACAAAAAAAAUGAACUAUACUGGCGCAGCCAUUCAUCUCAGGAAUACUUGAUUCCAUGAAACAGUGUUAGGGAUUUAAAAAGAAGCGGCUUUUGGGGGGGUUUGUACAUAGAAGUUACAUUUUGUUAAGAAUGGGGCAGGUUACAUUGUUCCAUGCCAUGUUUAAUUUAUGGGGAGGUUUGUUUUAUAAAUGCAAGAAUCAGUGCAAGUUUUCCAGCUGCUUUAUUCCAGAAAAUGAUUAUUCAUCAGAUGUAUAUUUUAGUAAUUAGUUUGAUAACGAAACAACAUUUUUGUAAAGAAAAACACAUUUUUGUAAUAGUAGCCGAAGCUGCAUGAACUUUAUUAGUGUAAUAAAUACUUUAUACAGUUUUUUACGCCGGGCCAGAUUAGGUCAUAAAGCAGGAAGUUUCAGCAGUGCCUGCUCUCCAAAAGUCUCUUUGAAGGAAGCCACGUGUUCCUCACAGUGUUCACCUGUAGGAGGAGAAUGAUCCACAAUGGAGUACACAGCUGCUAACAAACAUGCAUGGCCAAUGUACAGUGUUUUAAUGAAAUGACUACAUAUGCUCACCUAUGGUGGUUUUAUUCACUAAACUGCAACUUGAAUUGCACAAUUUAGAUCAAACUAGCAGAGCUGUAACCAUUAUUUCUCUUGAGUCACAGCUUGGCUAAUUUAGCCUGAAUAUUGCAACUAGGUUUCUAGUUAUAAUGCCCUCAAUUUACCUUUUUCCACAAGUUUUAAAGGGAUGUCAAGAUUGGACUGUAUUUGUACAUUGGAAUAAAAUAUUAAUUAAU